Aethina tumida (small hive beetle) is the source of this 2546-nucleotide messenger RNA. RefSeq names its product toll-like receptor 9. Lineage: Eukaryota; Metazoa; Arthropoda; Insecta; Coleoptera; Nitidulidae. The record is from RefSeq and is a predicted model, not a curated record. The transcript is spliced from 3 exons. Gene Ontology annotation, molecular function: protein binding. Bases 248 to 2368 code for a protein of 706 amino acids.
AAAAACAAUCUAUAUUUAGACCAAAAUGCACUUUUGAUAAUGUGGGAGAAAAAAUGUUAUCAAUUAAAAUGAAAUCGAUGCGUGGUGUUUUAUUUCACUCUGACACUAUGCGACUUGAUCCAUUUUCUUCAGUUUCGCCGGGUGUGAUAACGGUUAGGAGGAAAUGAGUGGGCUUACAUGUCCUGUCAACUGGUAUCAAUCGCAGAACAAAAAUCGUUUCGUGCCGAGCUGACGCCACAACUUCAAAAUGGGAAAACACGUGAAAUUGGUUCUGUGCUCAUUUCUCGGUUUUCUAAUUUGUGGGUGUGAAGGAAUAUGGGACAAAGAAGUUGACUUGGGACGAUGUCCAUUAAUCUGCACUUGCAGAUUAGAACACUUGAGCGACACAGCCAUCUAUCGUUUCAUGCAAAAGGACAAAGAAGUCCAACUACCCGGAGAGCUCGGUUCCGUUGAAAACAACGACGUGCUAUACGAAGAAUCGUUGGAUUCCGGUUUGUUUGAGGACAAGGCCAUAGUACGAUCGGCGAUUUGCAUUUUGCAAACGGAAACCAACCCCUUAACACUUCUGGAACAACUACCAAAACACAUCGAGUCUUUGACAUUGAUACAAGGCUACGAAUCCGGCAACAAGUCGGUCAAAUUCAGCGACCUCAGCGAGUUUAAGCAGCUCAUCAGUUUGGAAUUGCUCGGACCGAACGUGGGCAGCAAACGUAACAACGAGAGUCAUUUGAUCUGCGAAAUCGACACACCGAUUGAAGACUUAAAAUAUCUAAACCUCGAAAGGAUUUUAAUUAAGAAGUCCUUAACCCAAAUACAGAAGUUCGUCAAGGAGUUCAACGAAGACGAUGUUACAUUCGAGUUCGUUUACAGAUACAACGAGGAACUGCAUCCUUUGACAAUCGUGCAAAAAGGUGCAGAUGAAAUUCAGCCGUACCAGAAAGUUGUUAAAGAAGGCGAAGGCCUGCACGAAUACCCCAUGUUCCACGGCUUCAAAAAUUUGUUCUUCUUGAGAAUCGCCAACUGUGACCUGAACCAUAUCUAUUGGGAAAUGUUCGACGGACUGAGCAAUCUCGAGUACUUAAUCCUGGAGAAGAACCUCCUCAAAUUCAUCCCUGCGUUCGCGUUCUACGGCACGCCCAACUUGAAAACUUUGUCCCUGGCCCACAACAAUUUGUUGGACAUUCAACUCAGGGAUUUGGCUGGUUUACUUGAAUUGGAAUAUUUGGACUUGACGUACAACAACUUCUCUCAACUUUCUGAGCUGUCUCUUCCACCUUUUCCUAAGUUAAAACUGGCCAACUUCGCCAACAAUCCCAUAAGUGUGAUUUUCAGCAACACUUUCGAAGUUAUGAACACCACGGACUCGUUAAUAAUUGGCAGCGAUGACAUGCCCUUGAACCUCACCAUCAACUCAUUCCAAGGCUUGAAUUUAUUAAAGAAGCUGACCCUCAUCAACCUCUUGAUGCCGGUACUGCAGCGGGAGCAACUGGUCGGGAUGCCGGUGCUAAAAGAAUUGAUCCUCACUGGUAAUAUAGCGAGGAUUGAAUUCGACGCCUUCGUGGAGGUACCCAAGUUGGAAACGCUUAUUUUGGCCGAAUGCAACAUAGUGGAGCUAUCCAUGGACUCGUUUAUGGGGCUCUCCGAACUCCAGUACUUGGACCUGUCGAAGAACAAGCUGCAGCACUUGCCUCCGGGUAUUUUCGACAUGCUGACAGGGCUGAAGGAGCUGUACCUGAACGGCAACCAGCUGGAGGUGUUGCCCAGAGACAUUUUCCAACGCAUUCACCCGAAGCUAAUAAGAUUGACCGACAAUCCUUGGCACUGUUCUUGUCAGAUGAGCGAAUGGAAACCGGUCAUCGUCAACAGGAUUAAACAGAAGGUGUACAAACCCUGUGUCUCCACCCACGACAAGGGUGUGUCGUGCACAUACGAGAACAAGUUCGCAUUCAAAUACGUUUACGACAAUCGUGUAGCCCCGAAAUGCGUCGAACCGAAGCAAUUCGUCAACUGGAGUGUAUUCUUGGCCAUGCGUAAGUUGUUGAAAUGCAAGGACUACAAACCCAAGUUCAAAAAACCUGGUUCGAAAAGCUCAUCGGAGCAAAUCGUUCAAAAAAGUCAAGAACUUCCUGUUGUUCAAGAGAUUUUAGCUCCGGUGCGAGAAGUGGUGGAAGAAGUCAUUGCAAGUACUGUAAAGCCCACGGUUAAUUUGUCACUUAAAAGGAGGUUGCUGAGGAAGAAAAUCAGGAGAGUCCAAAACAGAAGAAAGUAUAUGGCUCAGUCGAAGGACAAUAAUAUCAGUAAUAAUAUAUUUACGCAGGGACAACAGUAUAAUAAUUUAAAUAGUGACAUCAGUAACAACAUCAUCUAAGUAAUUAAACUUGAACUUAAAUAAUAUUUAUUGUAUAUAUUUUUUAAAAAUAAUCAGUAACUUUAUUUUAGAAACAUAUGUAAUGAAAGGAAGAUAAAUUUAAUUGCCUGAUUAUGAUUAAAAUUAAUUUACUGUUCAAUUUAAAUAAGAUUUUAAUCAAUAAAAAUGUGGUUUAGAA